Molecule: messenger RNA, 216 nt
Organism: Prunus armeniaca (apricot)
Lineage: Eukaryota; Viridiplantae; Streptophyta; Magnoliopsida; Rosales; Rosaceae
Source: the annotation of a GenBank genome assembly
AUGAAGGUGACCACCAUCUCUUCUGCUCAAAGGGAUGACAAGUAUGAGGCACCAAACGGGAAUCAGAAGCCUGUGGAAAUUGGUGUUAGGCAUCUGAUUGCUAAGAGGCCAAUCUUGGUCUCCCUUGCUUGUCAACUAGGGUUAUGGAUCAAGAAAAUUGGAGGUGUCAGUUGGUGUUUGGCUGGAUAUGUUAUUAUGCUCACAAUGGGUUUUUGA